AUGUCUAUGAUAACAGCCACAGCCUGGGUGCCCCGAGGAUUUGCGGCACCUUUUCCGACCAAGUACGCUUUCACCGACCAAGAAUUCGAACGAAUACAGAAGCUUGCGCGACUGCAACUGGACGACGCAAGAGAGGAUCUAGCAGAUGCCCAGGCCGGGAACAACUCCGACGACGGAGGCGUCUUGCUGGAGGGCUCCAAGCAGGAGAACGCUGCUGAUGCCAAAACCAACGGUGACGAAGACGAUGAUCUCAAAGAAUAUGACUUGGAGCAUUACGACGACGAUGGCGCGGAAGAGGAGGACGAAGGCGAUACUAUGGGCAUGUUCGGCAACGUCAAAUCCUUAGCCUACCAUGAGUCGAACGCGGAUGAUCCAUAUAUUACACUGGAAGAGAACGAGGAAGAUGACGAUGAGAGGGAAGAGCUGCAGAUAUUAGCAAACGAUAACCUGGUGUUGGCAGCAAGGAUCGAAGAUGAAGUAGCACAUCUGGAGGUCUACGUUUACGAGGAUGAAGCGGACAACCUUUACGUACAUCACGAUAUAAUGCUCCCAGCAAUACCGCUUUCAGUGGAGUGGAUAAAUCUGCCUGUGGGAAAAGCUGAAGCGGCCGCAGAUGAGAGAGGCAAUUUCGUGGCAAUCGGCACCAUGGAUCCAGAUAUCGAGCUGUGGGAUCUAGACAUGAUCGAUUGCAUGUAUCCGAACGCUAUACUGGGCGAAGGUGGUGAAGAUGCAGACGCAGCAAAGUCCGAGAAGCCGAAGAAAAAGAAGAAGAAGAAAUCGAGGAAAGCCAACGACAACUACCACGUAGAUGCUGUUCUUUCCCUCGCUGCAAAUCGCCAUCACCGGAACCUCCUCGCUUCUUCGUCAGCAGACAAAACUGUCAAGCUGUGGGAUCUCAACACCACAAAAUGCGCCAAGUCGUACUCGUAUCACACCGACAAAGUAUGCUCCUUAGCAUGGCAUCCGAAAGAAUCAACCGUGCUUCUUAGCGGUAGCUACGACCGAACAGUAGUGGCCGCAGAUAUGCGUGCGCCUGAUGCUAAAGUGCCGAUAUGGGGAGUUGAGAGCGAUGUUGAGCAAGUGCGAUGGGAUCCUCACGAUUGCAAUCUCUUCUAUGUAUCGACGGAGAACGGAGUACUGCACUGUCACGACGCUCGUCAUGCCCCCAAAGAUCCUUCGCAGACUAAGCCGCUAUGGACGCUUCAGGCACAUGACGAAUCUAUCUCAUCGUUCGAUGUGAAUCCUGUCAUUCCCGGUUUCCUCGUGACCGGUUCAACGGACAGGGAAGUGAAGCUAUGGAACGUCCAGCCUACCGGACCAAGCAUGGUAGUCUCGCGCAACUUGGAGGUGGGAAAAGUCUUCUCGACUACUUUCGCGCCGGACCAAGAAGUAGGCUUCAGGCUUGCAGUUGCUGGGAGCAAAGGCUCAGUGCAGAUUUGGGAUACGUCCACCAAUCCGGCUGUUAGAAGAGCUUUCGCUACUCGUGUUGCGCCUGUGGAGGGAGAGGUCAAGGAGCGGCUAGUGGGUGUUGAAGAAGACGAGAGUGAAUCGGACGAUGACGAAGAUGAGGAGGGCGAUGCAGACGCAGGAGCUGGCCAUGAUGGAUGGGAGUCCAUGGAGGAGUAG
Molecule: messenger RNA, 1626 nt
Organism: Coniosporium apollinis CBS 100218
Lineage: Eukaryota; Fungi; Ascomycota; Dothideomycetes
Exons: 3
Coding region: 1-1626 (541 amino acids)
Biological process (GO): rRNA processing
Cellular component (GO): nucleus
Molecular function (GO): protein binding
Source: RefSeq, a predicted model, not a curated record